CGGAAGUGAGCCGGGGGCUUGGCCGCACCCCGGCCUCGGAGCCGGAGCCGGAGGUGGAACUGAAGAGCCGUCCUGUCGAACGGCCGCCCUCCGGCGGUGGACCCCGGGCAGGGUCCGAGCCAGGUGUCCACGAUGCUGAACGUCCCUUCCCAGUCUUUUCCGGCCCCCAGCUCGCAGCAGCGCGCCGCCUCCGGGGGGCGUAGCAAGGUUCCUCUAAAACAGGGCAGAAGUCUUAUGGAUUGGAUUCGACUAACCAAAAGUGGGAAGGACCUAACAGGAUUAAAAGGCAGGUUAAUUGAAGUAACUGAAGAAGAACUUAAAAAACACAAUACAAAAAAUGAUUGCUGGAUAUGCAUAAGAGGGCUUGUUUAUAAUGUCAGCCCAUAUAUGGAGUAUCAUCCUGGUGGAGAAGAUGAACUAAUGAGAGCAGCAGGGUCAGAUGGCACGGACCUUUUUGAUCAGGUACAUCGUUGGGUCAACUAUGAAUCCAUGCUGAGAGAAUGCCUGGUUGGCAGAAUGGCAGUUAAACCUGCUGUUCCUAAAGACUGUCGUGAGGAAAAGAAAGUCUUAAAUGGCAUGCUUCCUAAGAGCCAAGUGACAGGAAUGCUGGCCAAAGAAAGCCCUGUUUCUCCAAGCUAUGACUGGUUCCAAACAGACUCUUCAGUCACCAUUGUCAUAUAUACUAAACAGAAGGAUAUCAAUUUAGAGUCAGUAAUAGUUGAUCAUCAGUUCGACACCUUUAGAGCAGAAACAAUCAUCAAGGAUUAUUCAUAUCUUGUACAUGUUGGACUAAGCCAUGAGAUUCAAGAAGAUUUUUCUGUGCGGGUUGUCAAGAAUGUGGGAAAGAUAGAGAUUGUCCUAAAGAAAAAGGAGAAUACUUCGUGGGAAUGUCUUGGUCGUCCCCUGGAGAAUCAUAAUUUACUUAUUCUGAAGAAAGAUACAGGUCUGUACUACAGAAAGUGCCAGUUAAUUUCCAAGGAAACUGUUACUCAUGAUGUGAAGUUUUUCUGUCUGAUGCUGCCACGAAGCACUCACCUUCAGGUGCCAGUUGGGCAACAUGUUUACCUCAAACUAACUAUUACAGGAACUGAAAUAGUGAAGCCAUAUACACCUGUACCUGAUUCCUUAUUCUCAGAGUUCAAGGAACCAGUUCUUCCCAACAAUAAAUACAUCUACUUUCUGAUCAAAAUCUAUCCUGCUGGUCUCUUCACACCACAGCUUGAUCAUCUUCAGAUUGGAGACUUUGUUUCUGUAAGCAGUCCUGAGGGCAAUUUUAAAAUAUCCCAGUUCCAAGAAUUAGAAGACUUCUUUUUAUUGGCAGCUGGAACAGGCUUCACACCAAUGGUCAAAGUAUUGAAUUAUGCUUUGAAUAAUGUACCCAGUCUCAGGAAAGUGAAGCUGAUGUUCUUCAAUAAAACAGAAGAUGAUAUAAUUUGGAGAAGCCAGUUGGAGAAAUUAUCAUUUAAAGAUAAAAGAUUUGAUGUUGAAUUUGUUCUCUCAGCACCUACUUCUGAAUGGAAUGGCAAAACGGGAUACAUUUCAUCAGGUCUCCUUUCUGAAUUUUUGAAAAGAAGUUCAGACAGAUCCAAAGUCCUCAUCUGCGUUUGUGGACCAAUGCCAUUUACAGAGCAGGGAAUAAGGGUGCUGCACGAUCUGAACUUUUCCAAAGAUGAGGUCCAUAGUUUUACAGGAUGAUGAAGAGCCGUCACUGUCUGUUACUCAGCUGUUUUAUCUAAAUUUGUGAUUGCUUAGGGUUUUUUAAGACAACUUUUUUAUAUAUUGAAAGGUUAACCAGGCUCCAGGCUUCAGUUUCUCAAAUGAAAUCAAAUGUUCCUUCAGUAUAGGUAACUGUUGGCUUUAUUUUGUACCAUAACUUACUUUACUAUUGACUUUCGGUCAGGAAAGUCAGUCAUGGCAACAAACCCAUACAGGUGGUUUGUUAUGAAUCGUACAGCUCCUUGCCAUUUAAAUUGUAUCACUGUUCGACAAUGAGCUCCUGUGUUUUAUGACUUGAUAAAGUAAACGAUCAUUUUGAUCAUGUUUCUAUGCUGUAAAAUAUCUUAGCAAUACAGAUUAAAUUUUACAUUGCACUGUCAACUCAGGAAAUGAUCAUGUAUGUUCUUGUUAAUAUUAAAACAUGGAAUGUUAUAACUUAGUAUGUGAUCUAAACAUUUUCUGUAUGUGCGUGUGUUUGGCAUUGAUACAGAGGAGGAUAAAAAUAUACUUACGUAUUUUUAAUCCUUGUCCUAGAAAUGUGUCUGAAUGCAGCAACACUGGGUCUGUGUCUAAGGCAAACAGUAAAAGAUAUUGGAGAUGCUUCAGACGUGCAGCUUGAGUCAGGUGUGUUAGAGAGUUUACUUUGAAAGCUGUGUUUAUUCUUAGCCAAAACCAGAGGCUUCAGGAAAGAUAAUGAAGCAUAGCAUCUGGUCCUGUGGCCCAAAGUAAUCAUUUGAUGCUUUGGAGUGGGUUAAACUUUAAUUCUUUUUGAGCCUGUCCAGACCAGCUGGGAAGAUGAGGAACACUGUGUCCAAAGCGGUCCUUCCCCGCGAUGGCUGCUUUCUCACAGCUGGCAGUGCAGCAGGGAGCCCUCCUGUGCUCUGUGGGGGCGGGGGGCACUUGGUCUCCCUCCCUGCCGUGAGUGCAGCCUGCCUGCGCUUUCCCAGGCUGGGACCCAGAAAGGGCAUCAGGAGAAGUCAGUGUGAGCUUUCGUGAGGAAACCGUUCUUGCAGAGGUGGCUACUGUAUGAGCUAAUGGAUCUUGCAGUCUUGUUUCAGAUAGCAGUGCUUUCACAGAAACGGGGUGGGGGGGAGUCUCCAGUAUCCCCGUAAAUGGUUUUGUAAUAGCUGAGUCUUCACUGAAUGAAUGUACCCAAGAGGAACACAGUGUUAACAUUGCUCGAAUUACUGACACCAGCUUAUUACCAAGCUCCCUGGGGACAAGUGGCUAGUUGAACACUGUAAUCUUUUCCUGUGCCUCCCGCUUUUAUAUAUGUACUUUUUCUCACUGAAUUUAUUGGGGUGACACUGGUUAAUAAAAUUAUUAGGUUUCA
Artibeus jamaicensis (Jamaican fruit-eating bat) is the source of this 3049-nucleotide messenger RNA. Its product is annotated as cytochrome b5 reductase 4. Gene Ontology annotation, molecular function: oxidoreductase activity; heme binding; FAD binding. The record is from RefSeq and is a predicted model, not a curated record. The transcript is spliced from 16 exons. Lineage: Eukaryota; Metazoa; Chordata; Mammalia; Chiroptera; Phyllostomidae. Gene Ontology annotation, biological process: generation of precursor metabolites and energy; superoxide metabolic process. The coding region runs from base 133 to 1695 and encodes 520 amino acids. Gene Ontology annotation, cellular component: endoplasmic reticulum; mitochondrion.